GAUUAUUAAUGUCAGAGCGAUACUACCUUACGUACAUUUAUUUAUUUAUUUAUUUUUUAAAUGUGGUAUCGCUGUUUGACAUUACAUAAGCAUAUUUAUUUUAAAUGUCUACACAUGUAAAAUGCAUGGAUCUAAUAACAUGUAAUGACGACUGUUAACUACUGUGCUGUUCUGUUGCAAGUUUUUCUACAGAUGUGGUGUGGACAUUAUGAAUAGAGCUUCUUCUGACGUUUGGAUUAGUGGUUUUGCUGAUCAGCUCUGCAAAUGGAUGAGUAAACAAUUGGGAUAAACCUUUCAACUUUGAGUGUUCACGAGGUCAAGCUAUCAGCAGAAUUGUCAGCAAGCACCGUAAUGCCAAUGAAGAUCGUAUGUGGGACUUCGCUUGCCAAAAAGUCGGUACCACUACACGCUGCGUUAUAACGGGUUGGAUAAACAAUUGGGAUGAAUUAAUAGCAUAUGAAUGUCACGGCAUAGGGGCACUCGUUGGUGUGGAAAGUAAACACAACAACGCCGUCGAAGAUCGAAGAUUUAAGUUCAAAUGUUGUGCUGUGCGUGGUUUGCGUUAUAACAGCUGUUAUACCUCAAACUAUAUUAAUGUCUUUGAUGGCAACAUGGACAAGCAGAAUGGAAACAAAGAGGUGUUCAAGGGAAUAUACAGCUACCACAGCAAUAGACAUGAAGACAGACGUUGGAAGGUGAAGAUCUGCAGGGUAGUGCCUUCACGCCAUCACCCCAAAAAAAUGAUUAAAGUGCUUGCACCAAAGCCUUGGUAGUGCCCUAAAUUGUAAUAAAUUACCUGAAUUGUAAUACCUGCCUUGAAUUGUAAUAAAAACUACCCUGAAUUGUAAUACUGACUUGAAUUGUAAUAAA
This is a messenger RNA of Gigantopelta aegis, 870 nucleotides long. RefSeq names its product hemagglutinin/amebocyte aggregation factor-like. The record is from RefSeq and is a predicted model, not a curated record. The transcript is spliced from 5 exons. Bases 369 to 773 code for a protein of 134 amino acids. NCBI's taxonomy places the organism in Eukaryota, Metazoa, Mollusca, Gastropoda, Neomphalida, Peltospiridae.